Messenger RNA from Amphibalanus amphitrite, 1410 nucleotides. RefSeq names its product discoidin domain-containing receptor tyrosine kinase B-like. The transcript is spliced from 9 exons. The record is from RefSeq and is a predicted model, not a curated record. The annotation marks the transcript as partial. Lineage: Eukaryota; Metazoa; Arthropoda; Thecostraca; Balanomorpha; Balanidae.
GCGAGUGUGUGGGGGUGUGUGGCAGCUGCGAACGGGGACGCAUCGUGCGUGCCGGUUCAUCGCAGUGACCUCCCUCGGGCCGAGCCCGGUGACCGGUGUGACCUCCUCAGAAGGAGCUAGUGACUGGUGCAGGACACUGCCGGGCAGCCGCGGUUUGAGUGGUCGCGAAGUGUUCACAGGAGCUGCUCAGGAAUCUCCGGCAGCUUUCUUCACUCUGGUCGCUGGGUGGACAUGUGAAGCGGAUGAUGGCCCGCCUGCUGCACAGUCCACUGCUGGUCAUCGUCUUCUGUGCAGUGACGUCACACCAGUUCGACAUCAGGGAGUGUGAUGCGGCGCUCGGAAUGCAAUCCGGCGAAAUUCCGGACUCGGCCAUCACCGUGACGUCAUCACACGACCCGGCCCGCGUCGGCGCCAAGCAAGCCCGACUGAACGUGGAGCUGGACGGCGGCGCGUGGUGUCCGGAGCGACACAUCACCAAGGGCACCCGCGAGUACCUGGAGGUGAACCUCGCCUGGCCGCGGGUCAUCAGCGCCGUCAGCCUGCAGGGUCGCUUCGGCAACGGCCAAGGCAGAGAAUUUGCCGACCAGUUCACGCUCGAGUACUGGCGGCCCGGCCUGACCGCCUGGAAGCCGUACAAGGCCUGGAAUGGUUCACAGGUGCUGGCCGGCAAUGAGAACAACUACCUGGCCGUGAAGAGGCACCUGGUGCCGCCGAUUUUCGCCACCAAAGUGCGUGUGCUGCCCUACAGUAUCUACGCGCGCACCGUCUGCAUUCGGGCAGAGAUCCACGGCUGCAACAAAACAGACGGCCUGGUGUCGUACUCGGCACCGCAGGGUCAGAGCCGUUGGCCCGGCGUCGAGCUGAAGGACCAGACGUACGACGGACUGCACAGCCAGGGUCAGCUGUACGGCGGUACCGGACAGCUCAACGACGGGACCUACGGCACCGACAACUUCCGACAGAACCUGGGACACGGCAGGGGAUUCGAGUGGGUCGGAUGGCGGAACACUUCAACGGACGGCUCACUGGAGAUGACGUUCGAGUUCAGCGAAGUCAGAAAUUUCUCCGAAGUGAUCAUACAUACAAAUAACAACAGACGAGAAGAAAUUGAGGUGUUCUCCCAGGCUAUCGUGACCGGCUCUAUCGGAGGUCGCUACUACAACACCGAGCCCGUGCUCCACUACACACUGGGUGGAGGGCUGGAUGGCGCGCGCAACGUGUCCGUCAAACUGCCUCCGAUGGCGGUCCGCUUCCUUAAAGUGGAGCUGCUGUUUGCAGCGCAGUGGAUCCUGGUCAGCGAGGUCUCAUUCAUCUCAGAACCUGCCAUCGGCAACUUUUCCGACGAGACUGGACCAGUGCUGCUGAACAAUGGAGCUGCAGGUCACAGUGCAGGAGCGGGCAGCGGCAUAG